Messenger RNA from Phlebotomus argentipes, 2832 nucleotides. It is a transcript of the gene prom, whose product is annotated as prominin-1-A. NCBI's taxonomy places the organism in Eukaryota, Metazoa, Arthropoda, Insecta, Diptera, Psychodidae. Gene Ontology annotation, cellular component: membrane. The record is from RefSeq and is a predicted model, not a curated record. Bases 1 to 2700 code for a protein of 899 amino acids. The transcript has 7 exons.
AUGCAUAAUGAAUCGGGAUGGAGCAUCGUGGAGUCGCCGUCGACGGCGUUCUUCGACGAUUUCGGGGAAAAUAUCACCCCAGAGGCGAAGCCAACAGGUUCUUAUGUCAUCUCCACGCUGGACGUCCACGAGGGCGCCCUGCAUUUCACAUUCUUGGCCACAUUCCUCUCAUACAUCACGCCCCAUGAGCUGCCACUGGUCUCCUGUGUUGCAGAACUCCUGCGAGACGUGCUCAGGUCCAGAGUUUCACUGCCACACUUGAUUCUCGAGGCGCUGAAGGUGGAGUCGGGAUUCAUAUGCUUGGUGGGGCUGUUCUUCCUCGUGGCUCUCAUCCCUCUCACUGUCCUUCUGACUUGGAGCUGUGCUGGCAAGUCUUCGGUGUCGCAGUGCGAAUCUCGGCCAGGAUCGGAGGACAUCACCACAGCGUCCUCCUUGGCGGGAUCUUCAAUGGUAAUCGAUGAAUCACUGGAAGACACUCUCAACUGCCGCCGAAGAGUUCUGGCUGUUGUUCUGCAGUUCAUCCUGGUCGCCCUCUUGGCCAGCAUCAUCACGAUGUUCGUGACGAAUGAACAAGUGGCCUCGACUGUCGAGAAUGCACCGUCGCUGGUCAGAAUCUCAUUGCAAGACACCGAAAUGUUCAUAAAGGAGAGUUUCAGACAAAUCACUUUCUCCGCUCAUUCAGCUCUGUUCAACAUUACUGAAAGUGUCCAGAGCGAUCUCACCAACGUGGACAGUCUCCUGGGAGAGCCAAUCCGUCAAGAUCUCGCCCAAGUCUCAGGCAUUGAGCUGGCCUUCGAGGCUCUGUUGAAUCUCUGCAGCCUCAAUCUCGAGCUCCUGCGCAAGGUUCAUCUGCUCCAGAAGAGCGUCUCUCGCGCCAUCGUCGUCUCGGCGGACGCGUCGGCUCGCAUUGAGGAUCUCCAGUUUCAGCUCUCGGUCCUCCAGCAGCAGUGUCUGUCCAGGGAUCGUCCUCUAUGCGAGACGCUGCGCUUGCGAGGCUUCGACGAGAGCGGGCUGCUGAGAACUCUGCACGGCCUGCAGCGGGAUCCCGCCCUCUUGCGCAUGAUGAGCCUCGGGGAGGUGGAAGUGGACAGUCGCUGGCAGAAUCUGUCGCACGAAGUAGCGGCGGCCAGAGCGAACUUCUUCGGAUAUCCACUGCAGAUGCUGGAAGACAGUGAGGAGGCCAGAGAGAGAGUGAAGAGAGAACUUGUGCGCUUCAGAGACGCCGACAGUUGGUUCAGGAGGGAUUGUGGGAUUCUGGCCAGGAAUCUCAUGGACGAAGUUGAUCAUCUCUGGGGCAGAAUUGUGCCUGGCUUCGAUGAGAUGCAAAUCGGCGGAAGAUUGCUGUGGAUCUUCGGGAUUUGCUGCUCAAUCGUGGCUCUCCUGAUCACCCUGCUGAUCUGCUCCUCGCUCAGUUGCUCGUGCUGCGAAGCUGAUGACAAGGCCAGCGUCACUCUCCUCGGCGGCACCGCACUCAUGAGCAUCUGCAGCUUCUCCCUGUCGCUGUUCGGCGUGAUGGUGAUGCUCCUCGGCGGUCACGGAGAAGUCUUCAUCUGUCGGCCCCUGACUGACUCCCCCCACUACCACGUUCUGCAGAAACUGCUCGAUAAGCCAGGUCUUCUCCUGGCCACUGAGCCGCAAGUCGGCGUCAUUGACGCUCUGCUGAAUCGCGCCAGCAACAGAAACGCCACGGUGACCACAACUCUGGCGGAUGUGCUGGAGGAUUGCAGCCAGAAUGCGUCCACAUACGCCACAUUCCAACUCGAGAACUUCCUCAGAGCCACUCAGCUAGCUUCCCUGGAGGCAUACCCCACUUUCACGGACGCUGUGUCCGAAGUGGUGGCGAGCGAGGGCGAAUUCACCACCCUCACGACGUCCUUGGGGCAAAUUCUGCACAUCAUCAUCAAUGAGUCGCACGUGAAUCUAACCAGGUAUCGAAUGCAGCUAAGCCAAGCGACUCCCGAGAGAGAUUUGACCACAUUCAUCGACCAAAUGCAGCGAGUAUCCCUCCAGAUUCGAGACGUUGCGACAUCGUCACGCAUGACCACGCUGGGCAGUCGCGCGCGGCGGCUGGAAGUGAGUGUGAUGCAGUUCCUGGAGCAGCUUCGGGCGGAACUGCUGUAUCAUCUCACGGCGCUGGAGCUGCAGAAGGAUCCGUGGGAGAGACAGGUGAACCUCUCGCUGCGCCUCUUGCAAUCCGCCCAGGAAAUCAUGAGUGACGAAGCCACGGAGAUCUGCAAGAAUCACACGGAAGCCUAUCAGAGGCGGCUGAGAAAUCACGUCAACAUUGCCCGAGAGCAUCUCCUAGACAGCCUCAGUGGACAGGAAGCCUCGUGCUCACCUCUCUUUGCCAUCUUCGCGGCCAAUCGAGCCCUCUUCUGCAGACACCUGAUGGAUCCGCUGAAUGGCCUCUGGUUCGCCACAUUCUGCUGCCUUCUGCUCUGGGCCAUCGCGUCUCCGCUGAGCCUCUCGCUGGCCAAGAUCUCCAGACGCCUGCGGAAGGUCAGGACGCUGAGGCACACCAACAGCCACCAGUACGGCGCUCCCGCGGACAUCCAAGUCAUCUCAGAGCAGAGCAACUGGGGAGCAGCCACAAGGCGAGACGACAUGGACAUUGACAGGUCAAAUUGGAUCCACGAGCUGUCCAUCGGCCACUUUAUCAUCUUCCCAGCUGACGAUCGCAGUGCAGAAAUUUUAAUAUGAUCACAUUGUUGCCAUCCCCAAAGUUAAUUUUAUAAUAUAAUGCGAUCUAAGUCAAAUUCACAUAACUCGCUUUUGCGCAAUUUGAAUGCUUUCUCGCGGCAUUUCAGUUGGAAAACCAUCGUCAUUUGAAUA